This is a messenger RNA of Sclerotinia trifoliorum, 2469 nucleotides long. The record is from the annotation of a GenBank genome assembly. Lineage: Eukaryota; Fungi; Ascomycota; Leotiomycetes; Helotiales; Sclerotiniaceae.
CAUUCUUCCCCACGCAUCAGGUUAGCUGAGGCUUGGCAUCUAAAAUCAAGUCCGUACAAAAAUGGGCAUACCAGAGUAAGCUAAUGUAUCUGUAUAACAUCAAUCCCGACUAAUAUAUAUUUAUUUAGACUCUGGCAGCACUUCGACGAAGCCGGAGUCGGCGAGAAUAUCUCAACUGCUGCGUUCGCUGCGCAACAUUUCGAAAAGGAACGAAGACCACUUCGAAUCGCUGUUGAUGUAUCUAUCUGGAAACGCAAGUGUUACCAGGGAAAAGAGGAAGUUGCAGCUAUUCGUAAACGUAUAUUUCUCUUGCUUUAACCUUAUGAAAGCUAUAAUUAUAUCAAUGUCCUGCGCUAACUUUCGUCGGUUGUCUUUAGAGACUCCAGCUGCAAAUCCCAAUGAGAAGAAUAUUCUCCGUAAGAUUUUGACACUUUUGAAGCUUAAUAUUCAGUUGAUUUUUGUUGCGGAUGGUGAAAAUCGUCCGAAAGAGAAAUAUGGUGGACAACCACCCUGGUAUAAAUAUUAUACUCAGGACGAUGCACUCCUUAGACAGACUGUGACUUCCGUAGGUGUGAAAUGGCAUGAGGCGCCAGGAGAAGCUGAGGCCGAGUGUGCAGCCUUGCAAAGUCGUGGAGUGGUUGAUGCUGUUUGGACAGAGGAUUCGGAUACUUUCAUGUUUGGAAGUACAUUGCUCAUUCGAUUCUGCUAUGUCAAUAAACGCAAAGUAAAGAAAUUUCGAAGGAAUGAAAACUGGGUUAGUGAACCUGGCGAGACAACACGUAGAAUUGAUAUUGAUAACAUUAUUGUUUAUCAAGCGGAUAAAAUACAGGAAAAGUUCCCGGGCUUGACUAGAGAUGGUCUUGUCUUGUUCGCCGUCUUGAAAGGGGGCGAUUAUAGUAAGAACGGCAAAAGUCUCACCAACUGUGGCGUACUUUCAGCGUUAAAGAUUGCAAACGCGAAAGAAGGUUUUGGCAAAGAUUUAUGCAAUGCAUCUGAUACAGAUUUCCCUGUUUGGAGAAACCGACUUCGUGAAUCCCUCAGAAAAUCCAACAUUCGAAUUGACGUUCCGGAUACCUUCCCGGAUCCUCGCAUUCUUCAUCUUUACAACAAACCUUUAAUUUCAUCUGAGAAGAUCAUGAGUGAUAUUGGAAAGUCCUGGGACCCCUCUUUCGACGAAAUGGAAUUACAAAAAUUGAUCGCUCCAAGGUUUAAUUUUUGGGUCGGUGAAUACAUCAGAGAUAUAAUACCAAUCCUUCUCGUCCGUUCUCUUGCGUCUACACAGCCAGGACAAGAAGCGAGUAACAACUGUUACAGGCUUUGUGUGAAGUCCAAGAAGAAAAUGCCUGCGUUGCAGAAGAAUGUAGAGGUGCUGCUUUCGGCGGUAACCUCCAUGGAUAUACCAACUUGGAAAGCAGAGUUUACAAAAGUCUUUCAGGGUGGGAAUGUAUCGCCAGUUGAGGAAAUGGUCGAGUGUAAGGAUUUUUUGUCGUGUAUUAUUGAUCAUGGUACUAAAAGGGCAGUUCUACCAAAUUCACUAUCAUCCAAACAUGAUAGGAACAUGGUAUCUCCUGGGGUGAUGUCCAAAAACAAAAAGCGUGCUGGAUCAUCAACAGUUUCGGACGAAAUUUUUUCUUCCCCGCAGGAACAGCCUCCCUCAAAGAGAGUUAAAAGUAUCUCGGGCCAGUCAUCGGGAUCGACACCAACAGAACCUGCAUCUUCACACACUGCAAUCACAUAUCAGCCUCGAAAGAUUUCUUCGUCGAUCAAGGGAACUCCAAUUCGUGAUAUACCAGAAUUGGCUAGGAACCAAAUGAGCCCGGAACAGCGUCGCGAGUCGCAGCCCGAGAAACAUCCUAGGCAGGGAGAUGUAAAGAAACCCUCGGGGCUAACCAUCGACCUCACACUCGACGAAUCGGACGAAGAGAACCAAUUUCUUGUCGCCAGUGCUCAAACGCAUACAUCAACAUCAUCUUCAUCACAAAACUCUCCAACGAAUGUCAUCCAUGAAGCUCGACUUCUGCAUUUCGGUCAUAGUAUGCGGAAACCACCGUUCCUACCAACCACCCAACAAUCUAGUUACGGAGUGUCGCCAGAUGGCCACACAGAAACCCAAUCCUCGCCCCUAGCUAAGAAACCUCUUCCCCAAGGUAUGAAGGAGGAAGAUUUUGAUGGGUUCUUCUCUGAUUAGUGUAUUUUAUGAGUUUAUGCGAUUGCUGGGUUAUACUUUGCUUUCUUGUCGUGGACUUUUUAAUCCCUUGAGCAUGAAGCAUUGAUUAGCAAGCGUUUGGUUGGAUGUCUUAUACCUAUUUGAUUUAAUAUUCGUGUUUUACAUAUAGAUUAUUUGAUGCUUUUAAAUGAGGUUUAAUCAUACAUAGCGACUGGACGAUAGAUGUAGAUUUUGAGGGCUGUCGUUGAGAUAAGAUUAUGUAGAAGAAAUAUUUUGAGCAAACAACGUUGUUCAUGCGUUGC